Molecule: messenger RNA, 603 nt
Organism: Exophiala bonariae
Lineage: Eukaryota; Fungi; Ascomycota; Eurotiomycetes; Chaetothyriales; Herpotrichiellaceae
Exons: 2
Coding region: 1-603 (200 amino acids)
Cellular component (GO): extracellular exosome; endoplasmic reticulum-Golgi intermediate compartment
Molecular function (GO): calcium ion binding
Source: RefSeq, a predicted model, not a curated record
AUGAUACCUAUACUUGCGGCAAUCGCCACUUGCCUUUCCUUGGCCAUUGCCCACGGCUCACACUCGCAAGAAGCCCUUGCAGACCCAGCCGAAGAUUGGGCUCUCUAUCAUCUACAGGAAGAACACCAUAUAUCCAAUUUCGACGCUCCCUCAUUUUUCUCCCUCCAUGACUUCAACAACGAUGGAGCAUGGACCCCAGAUGAAGUCCGUCGCAUCUACGGCCUGGACGAUGAAUCUCUCCAAACUACGCCCGCCGAAACCAAAGACCGCGUCGUUCUCGACGUGUUCAAGAUAUUUGACCCUACUGGCACCGGCCUGAUCACACGCGCAGCCUGGGUCGACGCGAGUCGUGCCGGCAAAAAGCUACCAGACUCCAAACUGGGGCCCGGCCACCACGGAGAUGACGAAUAUGAAUACGAGAUCCACCAUUUCGAGAAAUUCCACGACGAGAAUACACAGAUCGAAGAUCUGAUCCACCCCGAGGAUAUUGAGCAUUUCAGAAAACACGAGAUGAGAGAGGAUCAGGAAGCCCGGGUCGAGAUGGAGCAGCAGCAGAGAAUCGUGGAGAGGAAUAUCCCCCCAAUGUUCAGAAAGCCACAAUGA